GAGCCUCCCCACCGCCCCCCGCUGCUGGGCCCGGGGAUGGGGAACGUGGAGAGCGCGGACGGGGAAGCGCUGCCCCGGGGCCCGGGAACGGGGGGAGCCCCGGGGGUGGGCGGGGGGCUGAGCGCCGGGAAGAUGCCGAUGCCGGAGCCGUGCGAGCUGGAGGAGCGCUUCGCCAUGGUGCUGAGCUCCAUGAAUCUCCCCCCGGACAAAGCGCGGCUGCUGCGCCAAUACGACAACGAGAAGAAGUGGGAUCUGAUCUGCGACCAGGAGCGCUUCCAGGUGAAGAGCCCCCCCCACGCCUACAUCCAAAAGCUGCAGAGCUUCCUGGACCCCGGCGUCACGCGGAAGAAGUUCCGCAGGAGGGUGCAGGAAUCCACCAAAGUGCUGCGGGAGUUGGAGAUCAGCCUGAGGACCAACCACAUCGGAUGGGUGCGUGAGUUCCUCAAUGAUGCCAACAAGGGGCUGGACGUGCUGGUGAACUACCUGUCCUUCGCGCAGUGCGCCGUCAUGUUUGACUUUGAGGGCCCCGACGGCGCUGAGGACGGCGCCCUGGAGAGGCUGCGAUCGUGGAGCCGAUCCAUUGAGGAUCUGCACCCCCCCGGGACCCCCCCGGCCCCAUUCGGCAGCAGUUGGACGCGCUCUGCCCGGCACGGCGCCCUGCGCGCCGGGACGCUGCCGAACCGCCGCGCGCUGAAGAACGCCCGCAUGGUGAGCAGGAAGGACGACGUGCAUCUGUGCGUGAUGUGCCUCAGAGCCAUCAUGAACUACCAGUACGGCUUCAACCUGGUGAUGUCCCACCCCCAUGCUGUCAAUGAGAUCGCCCUGAGCCUCAACAACAAGAACCCCAGGACGAAGGCGUUGGUGUUGGAGCUGCUGGCAGCCGUGUGCCUCGUGAGGGGGGGGCACGAAAUCAUCCUGGCGGCGUUCGAUAACUUCAAGGAGGUCUGUAAGGAGAAGCACCGCUUCGAGCGCCUCAUGGACUAUUUCCGCAAUGAGGACAGCAGCAUCGACUUCAUGGUGGCCUGCAUGCAGUUCAUCAACAUCGUGGUGCAUUCGGUGGAGGAUAUGAAUUUCCGUGUCCAUCUGCAGUACGAAUUCACCAAACUGGGGCUGGAGGACUUCCUGCAGAAGUCGAGGCACACGGAGAGCGAGAAGCUGCAGGUGCAGAUCCAGGCUUACCUGGAUAACGUGUUUGAUGUGGGGGGGCUCCUGGAGGACGCGGAGACCAAAACUGUGGCCCUGGAGAAGGUGGAGGAGUUGGAGGAGCAGCUUUCCCAUCUGACAGAGAAGCUGCUGGACAUGGAGAACGAGAGUGUGAUGCGCGUGGCGGAGCUGGAGAAGCAGCUGCUGCAGCGCGAGAAGGAACUGCAGCUGGUGAAGGAGACCUACGAGCACACCAGCCAUCAGGUGCACACCCUGCGGCGGAUGAUCAAGGAGAAGGACGAAGCGUUCCGCCGCCGUUACGGCUCGGAGCCCCUGCGCCCCCCCCCGCCGCCCGCCCCCUCCGCCCCCAUUGCCGCCCCCCGCGCCCCCCACUGCCAGGGAAGUGCCCCCCCGCUGCCCCCCCACUGCCGGGGGCUUCACCAUCCAUCGCCCUCACCGUGGGGCUGUCGGCCAUCCCGGAUUAAGAAACCCAUCAAGACCAAAUUCCGGCUGCCGGUCUUCAAUUGGACGGCGCUGAAACCCAAUCAGAUCAGCGGGACGGUGUUCAGUGAGCUGGAUGAUGAGCGGGUGCUGCAGGACCUGGACUUGGAGCGCUUCGAGGAGCUCUUUAAGACCAAAGCUCAGGGCCCGGCGCUGGAUCUGCUGUGCCCCAAAAGCAAAGGGACGCAGAGGGCGGCCCCCAAAGUGACGCUGCUGGAAGCCAACCGUGCCAAAAACCUCGCCAUCACCCUGCGCAAGGCCGGCCGCGGCCCCGAGGAGAUCUGCAGGGCCAUCCACACUUUCGACCUGGCCACGCUGCCCGUGGACUUCGUGGAGUGCCUGAUGCGCUUCGUGCCCACGGAGGCGGAGGUGAAGGCGCUGCGGCAGUACGAGAGGGAGCGCAAACCGCUGGAGGAGCUGUCGGCCGAGGAUCGCUUCAUGCUGCACUUCAGCAAAGUGGAGCGGCUGCCGCAGCGAAUGGCCAUCAUGGCCUUCCUGGGCAACUUCGCCGACAACCUGCAGAUGCUGACGCCGGUAUUGGGCAAACUCAAUGCCAUCAUCGCCGCCUCCGCCUCCGUGAAGUCAUCCCAGAAGCUGAAGCAGAUGCUGGAGAUCAUUCUGGCCUUGGGGAAUUACAUGAACAGCAGCAAACGGGGCGCAGUGUAUGGCUUCAAACUGCAGAGCCUGGACCUGCUCCUGGACACCAAAUCCACCGACCGAAAGCUGACGCUGCUGCAUUUCAUUGCUCUGACGGUGCGGGAGAAAUACCCCGAGCUGGCCACCUUCUGGCAGGAGCUGCACUUCGUCGAGAAAGCAGCAGCAGUGUCCCUGGAGAACGUUCUGCUGGACGUGAAGGAGCUGACGCGGGGCAUGGAGCUGCUGCGGCGCGAGUGCGGUUUGCACGACAGCAGCGUCCUGCGCUCCUUCCUGGCGGGCAGUGAGAGCAAGCUGGAGAGGCUGCAGAAGGACGCACGCACCGCCGAGGAUGCCUACAACGCAGUGGUGCGAUACUUCGGGGAGAGCCCCAAGACCACCCCCCCCUCCGUCUUUCCGGUGUUCGCCCGUUUCAUCCACUCUUACAAAGAUGCAGAGCAGGAGAAUGAGACGAGGAAAAAGCAGGAGGAGGUGAUGCGGGAGAAGCUGCUGGCACAGGAGGCCAAAAAGCAGGAGAAGCGCAACAAAUGGCAGCAGCAGGAGCUGAUCGCAGAGCUGCGCCGGCGCCAAGCCAAGGAGCACCGCCCUGUGUAUGAGGGCAAGGACGGCACCAUUGAGGACAUCAUCACCGCGCUGAAGAGCGUCCCCUUCACGGCUCGCACGGCCAAGAGGGGCUCACGCUUCUUCUGUGAGCCCGCGCACCACGAGGAGAGCGGCUCAUAGCCACAGCCUGGAGGCAUCGGAUCCAUCUGUAGCAGCUGUGGGUCAGAAGGCAGCACCCCUGGGAGGGGGUCACAGCGAAGAGCCCCCCCCCCCACCUCGCCACGACCCCCUCAGGACCCACUGGAGGGUCCUGGGGGCUCAGCCCACCUCCCCCCCUUCCCUCCCUCCCUCAAUGGCAGUGGCCAAAUCCCACUGCUGGG
This is a messenger RNA of Gallus gallus (chicken), 3221 nucleotides long. Its product is annotated as formin-like protein 3. The record is from RefSeq and is a predicted model, not a curated record. Gene Ontology annotation, biological process: cortical actin cytoskeleton organization; cell migration; regulation of cell shape. Gene Ontology annotation, molecular function: small GTPase binding; actin filament binding. Gene Ontology annotation, cellular component: cytosol. Lineage: Eukaryota; Metazoa; Chordata; Aves; Galliformes; Phasianidae.